AUGGGAACAAGGCGACUGCAUCAGACGACUGAAAUCAUCGACCACCUUCCUCCUGCCCCAGUAGCUGUUCACCGCUCCUCUCUCCAACUCGAGAUUCUACGCAUCGACAGCAUGUGCUGGUUUCGAGACGUUCCCUCGCACCUCCCCUUCCUGAUUCAAUCGUCAACUUUCGCCGGGUAUCCCGACAGCUGCAAGGUUGUCGAGACAAUCAAGUUUGCCGGCGAGAUCGUGUCAAGGGCGGACUUGGCCCUCAAGGUAAGGAAGUCAGUCGACAAGGCUGUCAGACUAUGUCGUGGGGUCUACCCGGUGAUGGUCACAAACCCGGCCACGGAGCCACUCACCAACUCCAGGCCGAUGGACGACGCUGAACCGUUCAACGGUUCCAUACCGUUCACUGGCUUGGACGCCCUACUCGUAGGUGAUUUGUAUCUGGUGAGGUUGGACCAGGUGGGCCCAAACCGUUGGCAGUCGGCUGUCGAGUAA
Molecule: messenger RNA, 483 nt
Organism: Postia placenta MAD-698-R-SB12
Lineage: Eukaryota; Fungi; Basidiomycota; Agaricomycetes; Polyporales; Adustoporiaceae
Exons: 4
Coding region: 1-483 (160 amino acids)
Source: RefSeq, a predicted model, not a curated record